AUGGACGCCACGGGAAGGGCUAUGGUGUUGUUCUUUAUCGCGGGGAUGGCUAGUUUUAUCAUAUUUCAUGUGUAUGGCAACAUUUCGCUCACUAUGGGUCGAUAUUUUCUUGUCCAUCGUGACGUGCAUCAUCAACUGCGUGAACCCAAACCGUUGAAAGCUUCAUUCUACCGGAGCUAUUCAAAGUUUGCUUCACCAAUACAGGCUACUUCGCCACCACGCGUGCAUCAUUUGACUUCUUAUGGUGCAGACCCGAGUGGGAAAACAGAUAGUACACAAGCAAUUGUUGAAGCAAUAUCUGAUGCACUAAAGGGUCCAUCAAAUGGGUUCUUGAUGAAUGGAAUUCUUAAUCUUGGUGGUGCACAAAUUGAACUCGAUGGUGGAAAUUACAUGAUCGGCCGUCCACUUCAAUUUUCUCUUGCUGGACGAGGCAAUCUGGUGAUACAGGGAGGAACUAUAAAGUCAUCGGAUAAUUUCCCCAACGACGGCUACUUGAUUGACUUAUCACCGUCAGACAACAGCUCGUUGGAAUAUAACUAUGAGUUUGUAAAACUAAGAGACCUCUUUUUGGAUGCUAAUUUCCGAGGUGGAGGAAUUCGAGUUGUAAACUCAUUGAGAACAAGCAUUGACAACUGCUACAUUACACAUUUCACCACCAAUGGCAUCCUAGUCCAAGGUGGUCAUGAAACUAAUAUCAGAAACUCCUUUCUUGGCCAACAUAUUACUGCUGGUGGUGACACCGGGGAAAGAAAUUUUUCGGGCACCGCGAUAAAUCUAAUGGGAAAUGAUAACGCAGUCACUGAUGUGUCAAUAUUUUCAGCCGAGAUCGGAAUUAUGAUUUCAGGCGAAGGCAACACACUAUCCGGGGUACAUUGUUACAAUAAGGCCGCGGGCUAUGGGGGUAUCGGGAUUUAUCUAAAAGUACCAUCUGGUUUAACUCGAACGCGAAUAGUGAACUCUUACCUAGACUUCACUGGUAUUGUAGUUGAAGAUCCCGUCCAACUACACAUUUCUAGUAGCUUUUUUCUUGGAGACGCAUAUAUACUUCUCAAAUCCGUAAAGGGUGUUGCCAUUGGAGUAAACAUUGUGGAUAACAUGUUUACUGGUUAUAAUAAGGGUAUCGAUAACAUACAAUUGGAUCAAGAAAAUGGGGGUUUUACGAAGGUUGAUCAAGUGGUGAUUGAUAGGAAUAAUGUGAAGGGGAUGAAUCUUAAGAGCACGGUAGCGAGGCGAAGCGUGCAAGGAAUUGGAAGCUCGUGGUUAAUAGACUUGAAUUCAGAGCUCUUGUUUCCGAAUCUUAUUAAGCAACUACAUUACACGUUCAUAGCAAACGGGAAUGCCUUCCCUAAACACGCACUGAGACACGUGUCAAAUAAUCAAGUGUUGAUCGAGUCAGACGUGCCGGUUGAAGCAACUAUAUAUAUAACAGGGGAUCAAGGAAGUUCUCUAGUAGCUAAUUAA
This is a messenger RNA of Fraxinus pennsylvanica, 1461 nucleotides long. NCBI's taxonomy places the organism in Eukaryota, Viridiplantae, Streptophyta, Magnoliopsida, Lamiales, Oleaceae. The record is from the annotation of a GenBank genome assembly.